Molecule: messenger RNA, 1371 nt
Organism: Lingula anatina
Lineage: Eukaryota; Metazoa; Brachiopoda; Lingulata; Lingulida; Lingulidae
Product: monocarboxylate transporter 12-B-like
Biological process (GO): monocarboxylic acid transport; transmembrane transport
Molecular function (GO): monocarboxylic acid transmembrane transporter activity
Source: RefSeq, a predicted model, not a curated record
AUGGUCGAUACAUCGCCGAAUACCACUGGACUAAAUACUGCAGAACACGACGGGUAUCCCAAUGAAGGAUUUGAGAACGAUACAAUAGACGGUGACUCGCAUGAUGACAACUCUGAUAGUGAUGCAAAAGAACGUAGUUCUAAACGGUUUGAGGAAUUAAGCGAGAGAGGUGCAGGAAAAGGGAAUGGCUAUUCAGAUAAACAAAGUAUGUCAGGGUCGUCUGCAUGGAGAUUUAUAGAUUCAAGACAACCAUCGACGGAAGAAAACUGCGGAGUUCAGACCGACCGCUGCAUCGAUUGGCUGGUGGUCUUGGCGUCCUUCUUUAUUCACUUUAUUGUGGGCGGGAUUUUAUAUACUUUCGGUGUGCUUUACAUCACCCUGCUAAAUGAAUUUGAAGAAACCAAGUCAGAAACGUCUUGGGUUGGCUCCAUUCAAGUAGCUAUGACCUGGGGCAUGGGCAUUGUCUCCGUUCAGGGUCAUUUUGAGAAGAGGAAAAGUUUAGCCAUGGGAGUUGCAGUGUGCGGAUCAGGCGUUGGGACAUUUGCUAUGGCACCUUGUAUAGAAUUUCUGAUUAAAACCAUUUCUUGGAGAUACACUUGUCUUGUACUGGCAGGGUUGUCUCUUUCAGGAGUUGGCAUCAGUAUUUUGCUUUUUCCAUCGGAAUUAAAAAUCAAUGAGGGAAGUAAGACAGAGCCAACCUUAUCAUGCUCUAACAAAACGAGAAAGUGUUUCAAAAACAUGUUCCACAUCUCCCUGUUACGAAGAGCUGAUGUUGUGGUGUGGCUAGUGUGUCAUUUAAUAAUCCAAGUAGGGCUCGUUGUGCCUCACACGUACAUACCAGAUAUAGCUGUAGGUAUGGGGAUAGAAGUAAAUAACGCGGCGUUCUUGGUCUCCAUCGUAGGCAUUACUAGCACGGUGAGUCGAGUCGUGAUGGGUGUAAUUGCAGACUUUCGGUGUGUUAACAGGCGAUAUAUGCUUGGGACCAAUGUUAUGAUUGCAGGGGUCAUGGUUGCCAUACUGCCGUUUAUGAAGGAGUACGGCGUGAUUGCAACAGUGUGCACGUUUUACGGGUUAUCAUUUGGCAUCAUUAUCUCCCUGACCGCUGUUGUUCUGAGAGAUCUAGUAGGCAUCGAGGAACUUGGACCUUCAUUUGGACUUACCAUGUUAGCCAAAGGUUUGGGUUCCCUCUUGUUAUCUGCUGGAGGCAGUUUGUAUGAUUUAUUCGGCUCCUAUGAUGUCACCUUUUAUAUUACCGGCUCUCUAUUAUUCGUUGCCGGUGGAAUUCUUUUGUUGUUGCCAUGGAUACGUGAGCUCCAGGGGCGAUGUUGUUACCAUGGCAGCGCAAAUAUCACCACAGAAACUGGGCCUUGA